Necator americanus (New World hookworm) is the source of this 213-nucleotide messenger RNA. RefSeq lists its product as uncharacterized. The transcript has 2 exons. NCBI's taxonomy places the organism in Eukaryota, Metazoa, Nematoda, Chromadorea, Rhabditida, Ancylostomatidae. The coding region runs from base 1 to 213 and encodes 70 amino acids. The record is from RefSeq and is a predicted model, not a curated record.
AUGCUGGAACUGGAUAAAAAUAAAGCUGGCGAAGCUGCACCUCGAAAUGCACCAAGGGGAGGAAACAACAUCAGCGCUUCCGUUAGUGCUGAGAGGAGAGAUGCCGGCGACCACGAAUACCGUAGUGAGCUGGAUAUGGGCUACUGCAGUUCUGCUAAUUCAUAUUAUGUACAACUCCGCAUGCCUCAGGAGAAACUUGAGAGGACCACCUGA